AUGUUCAACAAACCCUCAAAGACAUCCUCGGCCUCUCCACCUACAUCUCCUCCCUCGUCAUAUCAACCCACCAAACACCCCAGGUCCUGCUUCCCAACCUCGGCCUCCAUGUCAUCAACCUUCAUGACACCCCGCCACGCCGACCUCGAUUCCUCAUAUCCCGCAGCUUUCUUCGGCAAGAAGCGAACCCCACCACCCACCACACCCAGCACCGUCGACAGCAAAGCAAUGCUUGAUGCAGAUAGAAGAACAUCAGUAGACAGCACAGCAACCACAGCAACCUCAUCCUCCGUUUCCAGCGCAACCAGCACCAUUGCCGCAGAAAAGGAAAUGGCCAAGAAAUGGAUGGCUGAGGCACAGCAGCAAAAGGAGAGCAAAGGCAAGCAACAGCAAAAACAAUUCGAUGUUUUUGACUACCAAACUGCUGGAUACCUUUCCAUGCCUAUGGAUCAUGAAGCACAGCCUUAUCGUAACUCCGCCUCUGCCUCUGCCUCUGCCCCUGCUUCUUCAUCGCGCAAAGGUUCCUCGUCUUCCACAUCUUCAUCGUCAAAGUCGCAUUCACUAUGGCAAAAAACAAAGAACCUUACACAAAGAAGAAGUAGCGAGGAGAAACAACAAGCGAAAAAAGGAUACGAAGAAUCGGGGUUGGAGAAGAAGACGAAAUUCGGUAUGACGGAGGCGGGUAUGAGGAUUGUUGGAUAG
Aureobasidium namibiae CBS 147.97 is the source of this 702-nucleotide messenger RNA. RefSeq lists its product as uncharacterized. The record is from RefSeq and is a predicted model, not a curated record. Lineage: Eukaryota; Fungi; Ascomycota; Dothideomycetes; Dothideales; Saccotheciaceae. The transcript has a single exon. The coding region runs from base 1 to 702 and encodes 233 amino acids.